Diaporthe batatas is the source of this 1320-nucleotide messenger RNA. RefSeq lists its product as uncharacterized. The record is from RefSeq and is a predicted model, not a curated record. Bases 1 to 1320 code for a protein of 439 amino acids. NCBI's taxonomy places the organism in Eukaryota, Fungi, Ascomycota, Sordariomycetes, Diaporthales, Diaporthaceae. The transcript is spliced from 2 exons.
AUGAGGCUUCAACGCCGGCCCCCUUCGUUGGCAGAGCACGAGAUUGAAGAUCCACAACAAGACAGUGAUGAGAAGCCGUUAAGAAACCGCAGUGCUUGGUCGCCAAUAUCAGACGAAGACAAGAAUGACGUCGGCGAAGACAAGAGCGACGCUGGUGAAGACAAGAGUGACGCUGGUUCCGGCAAAUACGUCCCUCGUUACUACGAGGACGACGAAUCAGAAUCGGGCUCCCAUGUGACGACCUUUGACGAGCUGAACGAGGAAUUCGGCCGGUGGAGCGCACCGCAAGAGCCGCUCAGACCCGAAAAUCCUUACAAAAAGGGUCAAAUCCUUAACAUUACAAAGCAUACUGCUUGCGCCCCUUUUGGCCAGGACUACCCGAAUUAUGAAGGUGUCAGGGAACGUGCACCGGAGAGAGAGCUGCGGAGCAAGACGCUAGUGGACCUUUGCCUGGACCGGCCCCCAGUCGGAGGAGAGACUGCGGCGGCGGGUGAAGAGGCGCAGACUCUCGAGAUCCUGGAUGGGUUAAGAGUCAGGGAGGACGGCGGUGCUCAGAUUGUCGUCUGCCGGGUCUCGGGCAAGCCACAGGAACUGGUGGCGAAGAUCUACGAUCCGCUGUACUACGGCUUCGCGCACAGGAUGUGGUCAGACCAGCCGCGGGAUGUCACGUACGAGGCCGACAUGGACUAUUCCCGGGAGGUCGCAGCCUACCUCGAACUUGACGGCCAACUCGGCGGCGCCGACAUUCCCAAGUACCACGGCUCCUGGACAUUCCAGCUGCCCCUGGAGCUCCCGGGCGGCAAAAAGACGCGGCAUGUGCGGCUUGUGCUGAUGGAGCACAUAGAGGGUACACCAAUGACGGAUCUGAAGCCAGAGUUGUACCCAGAGUCGACGCGCAUGGACCUGGUGACACGCAUGGUUGAGACCGUGGCACGGGUCGACUUCGCCGGCGUCAGCCAUGGCGAUGUCUCGCAGCGUAAUGUCAUGGUCUGCCUGACCCAGGCCGACACGGUGGACAGAGUCGCCCUGAUCGACUUCAACUACGCCGUUGUUGAUCGCCUGGACGAUUUCGAAGAACAGUUCCCCGAUCUAGAACGGCGGCCGAAGCCAGCCAAGAUGCCCAAUCCAAUCGAUCGCUGGUGGGGUGGUGGUCUGUAUAGCGUUGUCGGGGAGUGGCUUCCGGCGAGCUGGGAAUUUAGGUGGAGAGCGUUGCAGGACUGGCUCUAUGAGAAGUACGGAAAGUCGGAGGAAUACGCGCCACCGAGAGCAACAUUGGACUGGGAUGAAGAAAAUGUGCCACAAGUAUGGAUCGCCACUUGA